AUGACAGACCCUUUGAGUAUCACAGCCUCUAUAGUGGCGAUCGCAGUGGCAGGAAUCAAGGUCUCAGUUGCGCUGUUCGGGCUUGCGGAGCAGGUGGUUACGGCGAGGGAGCGAGUCGAGAAUAUCGCGAAUGAUAUCAGUAGUACUUGUGCGAUCUUAAAUCAAUUGCACGAUCUCAUUGGGCCGGAUCCGGGUCACGACGGGGCUCGCAACUCACUUUUCACUCAAACUGCUCUCUCCGACAUAUUAGGAGCAAUACAGCACUGCGAUCGCAUGUUCCACAAAGUCCAAGUCUAUCUGAAAAAAGCUAGUCGCCAAAUCAAGCAGUCCGCCGUUGCGGACCCCCAGGCCAAGAAGGUGGAACUGUCGCGGUCCGAAAGGGCGAAAUGGCCUUUUCUCCAGCCCCAGUUUGACGAACUCCGAAACGAUCUGCGAGACUCGAAAGGAAAUCUUCUGCUUAUGAUUGCGGUAGCUAACCUGACGCUUGCUGAACGGAGCGUACCAUGUAGAGUCGUCGACGAAACGGAGAAAUAA
Messenger RNA from Westerdykella ornata, 534 nucleotides. RefSeq lists its product as uncharacterized. The record is from RefSeq and is a predicted model, not a curated record. The transcript has 2 exons. Bases 1 to 534 code for a protein of 177 amino acids. Lineage: Eukaryota; Fungi; Ascomycota; Dothideomycetes; Pleosporales; Sporormiaceae.